CACGCAGAGCCAGGCAAGGGAAAGGCUCUAAACAGCUCGUGUUCGACCCCAAGUCACGCGUGCGCCCACGAGAGGCUGCCCUCAGGCCGCUGCACCACUGCUGCUCAAGUUAGCUGACACACAGAGCCCACAAAAUGGCCACGGUCGAGAAGAAGGUGACGCCCGGGAAGACCGACCCCUUCGGCACGGGAAAGAUCCUCGUCACGGACUGCCUGGACAAGUUCGCCCAACAGCAGUCGGACCCCUUCCUGUUGUUACAUCAUUUUGGGCCGGCCCAUAUCAGUGCGAUGCCGCAAUUUGGGAUGCACCCGCAUCGUGGGUUCAACGAGUGCCCCUACCUGAAGCAGGGUCGGUGGCUGGGAACGGAUCCCUGGAACAUGCGCGGCGAAGGCCAGGACGCGUUGUUCGCCGAGGGCCAACUCCAGUGGGGCAAGAGCGGCCGCGGCAUCGAACAUGGCAUGAAAUUUGAUCCAACGUACGACGGCCCCGUGCAAGGCUUCCAGCUCUGGAUCAAUCUCAAGUCUGCGAAUAAACUGGACCCGCCGGAGUUCCAGAACGCGCGCGCCGACGCCAUGCCGCUGGUCGACGUGGCUCCUGGUGUUCGGGCGAAGGUCCUGCUCGGCGAGCUCAACGGCCAGGCGUCGCCGGUCGAGACGCAGGGCAUCCGCUGUCAAUAUGUAGACUAUGAACUAGAAGCCGGCAGCGAGGCGACGCAUCCCCGCGCGACGGGCAUGAGCACGCUCUUCGUUUAUGUGUACGAGGGCUCCGGCACGUUUUGUGGUACCUCGGCGAAAAAGGGCGAGGUCCUCCGCCUGUCGAGUUCGGGCGACGUGCACGUCAAAGCGUCGUCCAGAUUGGGCUUCAUGCUCCUCGCCGGGCAACCACUACGAGAGCCCAUCGUGCAGCACGGCCCCUUCGUCAUGUCGACGCAAGACCAGAUCAUGCAGGCCUUCCAGGACUACCACUCGGGCAACUUCCUCGCGGAGGAGUGCACGUACAAGCUCCACACGAAGGGCAAGACUACUACAACAAAGAGACGCAUCGAGGGGCGACGGUAAGACUACUACUACA
Pelagomonas calceolata is the source of this 1071-nucleotide messenger RNA. NCBI's taxonomy places the organism in Eukaryota, Pelagophyceae, Pelagomonadales, Pelagomonadaceae. The record is from the annotation of a GenBank genome assembly.